ACUUCCGGCGCGCGCCCAAGAUGGCGGCGCCCUUACGGCGGGCGCUGCUGGCGCUGGGCCCGGCCCGGUCGCGGCUCCCGGAGCCGGUUCCGGUCCCGACGCGGCUCUACCGGGCGGAUCCGCUGCGGCGCCGCCCGGGCCCGGCCCCCGCCGACCCCGGAGACCUGCGGGCGGCCGCGCGGCGCUUCGGGCGGCUCGGGGAGGCCGCGGGGGUCCCGGUGUGGCGGCUCUGGCCCAGCCCGGAGCAGCUGCGGGAGGCGGAGGCGGAGGAGCGCGAGUGGGACCCGCCGCUCCGGGAGGUGGAGGCCGUGCUGGAUCAGCGGGAGCGGGAGGAGGAGCGGCGGAGGAAGGAGAGGGAGGAGCGGCAGGCCCGCAGCCUGGCGGCGAUGCCGGCGCGCGUGGCCGAGUGGCGCCGGGAGCGCGCGGCCGCGCGGGAGCGCCCGGCCCUGCUGAGGGCAACCACUGACCCCAGGGACCCCCAACCCAGGCACCCACUGACCCCAAGGACCCCCGCCCCGGGACCCCUGGCACAGCUGACCCCAGAACGGGACCCCCACCCAGGGACCCUCUGA
This is a messenger RNA of Pyrgilauda ruficollis (rufous-necked snowfinch), 572 nucleotides long. It is a transcript of the gene GADD45GIP1, whose product is annotated as GADD45G interacting protein 1. Gene Ontology annotation, cellular component: nucleus. Lineage: Eukaryota; Metazoa; Chordata; Aves; Passeriformes; Passeridae. The transcript has 2 exons. Bases 21 to 572 code for a protein of 183 amino acids. The record is from RefSeq and is a predicted model, not a curated record.